AUGACAGAUCAGGCAAGGUGGAAAGCCACAGUGUAUAUUGGAGGUUUGGCGCCAACAGUCAACGUAGAAAGUCUUCAGAACGCGUUUCUACCCUUUGGAGAAAUUGCAGAUGUUUCUAUCCCAAAAAAUGAUGCUCCAAAUUCAAUGGAACCUCAUCGAGGUUUCGGUUAUGUAGAGUUUGAAGAUCCAGAAGAUAUUAAGGAUGCGAUCGACAACAUGGACCAGGCCGAGCUCUUUGGAAAAGUCAUCAAAGUAUCAGCAGCAAAACCUCCAAAGAAUGUCAAUGAAGGGUUAGGGAGCAAGACGGCACUGUGGGAACAGGAAGGAUGGUUGGCGGAGAACGCCGUGAGUGAAGAAGAUAAAGUGGCUGCAGAAAGAGCAAGAGCUGCCACAGAAGAUAGGUCAGAGGACCCAAUGCAAGGUCUGGAGGGUUUAGACGUCGCUGGCCCUAGACAAGAGUGA
This is a messenger RNA of Glarea lozoyensis ATCC 20868, 462 nucleotides long. RefSeq names its product RNA-binding, RBD. Lineage: Eukaryota; Fungi; Ascomycota; Leotiomycetes; Helotiales; Helotiaceae. Bases 1 to 462 code for a protein of 153 amino acids. The transcript is spliced from 3 exons. Gene Ontology annotation, molecular function: RNA binding. The record is from RefSeq and is a predicted model, not a curated record.